Molecule: messenger RNA, 2302 nt
Organism: Magallana angulata
Lineage: Eukaryota; Metazoa; Mollusca; Bivalvia; Ostreida; Ostreidae
Exons: 9
Coding region: 86-1117 (343 amino acids)
Source: RefSeq, a predicted model, not a curated record
UUAACAUGUUCGUUUUUAGUUAGAAAACUGGCAAGUACUAGAAAGUACAAGUAUAUUGAAGAGCGGACCUGUCCUUUGGACAAAAAUGAUUCAUUCCUUUGUAUUAUCAUGGAAACUGUUGAUCAUGGGUGUGUAUAGCUGUACUUUACCAGCGGAUUGGGAUGGAGAGUGGCACGACAGUAGUGAUACAACACAAGACAUCACGUUCACACGGUCCAGUAGUUACGUUGUAGGAUGGGGCCUUACUGUGUACUCCAGCGCUUUUACUUCUUGGACUUGUGUAGAUGAAGACACGUCUAACAACCUUCUGCUUUUUAAGUCAAAUCAAACAGCAGAUAUAUUUGGGUCUCCACAUGACACAUAUCGUUGCAUGAAAUGGGAAAAAUUGACAGAUUAUUCUUAUUCGUAUUUAAUAUAUGCAAAUAUCGAAAUCAAUGCGCAGGGCAAACGAGUCCUUGUUUUGCCGAAUAAUACCGUUGUUAACACUAGUUCAGGCUGCAAUCCAAGUAACGGUAUACCUUCUACAGUCGAAACCGUUGUGUUAGUCAAGAAAGGAUACAUUGCGAAUGCUACACAGAAUUGCCCAACGCUUUUAUUAGGGAGUUUCAACUAUACUUUUAAUGAUGGGUCUACUACAUACUGUAAUGGAACAAGUGUUUGGGAUGUCUGUUCCGAUCGAACACGAAUGGUCGUAAACUAUACCCUAUGUUCGGAAAGACAAUUUUACUCAAACGGUGGUGUUGCAUAUUGCGCCUAUUCGACAUCUGUAGGAAGUACUUACUACGUCACAGUGGUCAAUGCUGACAGUACUGUGGAUUUCUCUUACUCAUUCCGAUUCACUUGUUAUGCUCUGAGGAGUUUUGGUGGACUUGUAUUUGCUAGUGACAAUAGAGGGGUGUGUCUACCGAAUCAGGACCCACAAACCAAAUCGGCGACAGGAACCGGAACACUGACCUUCUCUGCUUAUAAAACAUGUCCAUUUACUUCAGGUACGACGGUAGAGACUUCUGGUGACAACAUCGGAGUUAUUGUUGGCUCUGUGAUGGGGGUAGUUCUCCUAGUGGCUGCAGCAGUAGGGGCAGGAAUUUUGAUACAUAAAAAAUAUCAGCGCAUCUAGAUCUAUUCAAAAGCAGUGAUUAAUUAACUAUUGCUAGUUAAUGAGAUGACAGAUAAUCAAAUUCUGACAUAUAAUUUAUAAAAAUCCAAGAAAUUUGUGUUAUCAAAUUUUUUUUUUGCUUAUUUGAUCAAUUUUUAAAUCAACAAUGUAUUUCAUAAUUAAUUUCAUUUGAAAUAAAACAUUAAAACAUAAAAUAUUAUAUUAAAAAAAUACUUCACUGCAAAAGAUUCAAGCAAAUGCAAUUGAUAAUUUACUUUAAACGUACUACAUUUGGCUGUGUAUUCUAUUUAGCGCUUUUGGAGGAAUGCGGCUUCCGCAAAAUCAAGUACAUCGCUAACUGCCAUGCAUAUAUCCAUAAGAAUAGUCACAUACAGGAAUACACUAAUUCAAAUCUACGCCAACUUGUUAAAAAACUAAUUUCCGCCAAAUAUCGUGCACACCAAAUAUAAUACGUUUACAGUACUUUGAUAUUGUAAAGAAGAUUGAAAGGUGGCCAUUUCUAAUUUUGUUUUUCCACAUUUAUUUUGUGACAUCUCGUUCCUGAUUUUAUCUCAAAAUCAAAGAAAUACUGCGAACAUCAUGCCAUUCUUCAAAGCAUUUUUCAACUACCAAAACAGGUCCUUAACACUUUAAACAUCAUUGUGGACGUCUUAAUACGAAUGACACUAACGAAGAUAAUUUCGAUUCAUAUGAAAAUCAAAUAAGUAUUGGUGCAGUAAAGAAAAUAGCCCAUUGUAAACAGAAAUUUUAUUUUAUCUUUAUUUUAAGUACAUGAACCAAGUAUAUUGUUAUUAAACUUUUAGAAAUGACGUACAUUGUACUUCGACACGGUAAGAAGUCCAAUAUCGACAAUGUCGGUUGGGUGUUUUUUUUUUAAUUGUGGGUCCAGUGCAAAACUCUAGUGGGAGCCCCGAGGGGCAAAGCCUGGAUUCUUUGGAUGGAAGCUCCUUGAUUCUAGAGAUUUUGUAGGGUAAAAAUAGUCUUCUAAUUUUGACUUUUGUGAUAUUUCUUCUCGUGAUUGCUCUUAAAAGUAAUAAAAUUAUUUAUGAAUUUUAAAGGUUUUUAGAUUAUAAACAUGUAGUUAUCUCAUCAAUACCUUCUGUCUUGCAGAUAUAUAAUAACAUUUUCUUUUAUUUUUAUGGGGGCCCAGGAGCAAAGCCCCCGGAAAUUCAUUGAUUGCAUAGA